Lepus europaeus (European hare) is the source of this 621-nucleotide messenger RNA. RefSeq names its product THO complex subunit 7 homolog. Gene Ontology annotation, cellular component: THO complex part of transcription export complex. The transcript has a single exon. Bases 1 to 621 code for a protein of 206 amino acids. Gene Ontology annotation, biological process: mRNA export from nucleus; mRNA processing. NCBI's taxonomy places the organism in Eukaryota, Metazoa, Chordata, Mammalia, Lagomorpha, Leporidae. The record is from RefSeq and is a predicted model, not a curated record.
AUGGGGACCGCGACCGACGACGAAAUCAUACGGAAGCGUCUCCUCAUUGACGGGGAUGGCGCCGGGGAUGAUCGGAGAAUUAACCUGCUGGUGAAGAGUUUCCUCAAGUGGUGCGGCUCUGGCUCGCAGGAGGAGGGACACAGCCAGUACCAGCGUAUGCUGAGCACGCUGUGGCAAUGUGAAUUUUCCAUGGGCAAAACGUUGCUGGUAUACAACAUGAAUCUCAAAGAAAUGGAGAAUUAUGAAAAAAUUUACAAAGAAAUCGAAUGUAACAUUGCUGGAGCGCAUGAAAAAAUUGCUGAGUGCAAAAAGCAAAUUCUUCAAGCAAAACAAAUACGGAAAAAUCGCCAAGAAUAUGACGCUUUGGCGAAGGUCAUUGAGCAGCAUCCAGACAGGCAUGAGACUUUAAAGAAACUAGAGUCUCUGGGGACGGAGUUGGAGCAUCUUUCACACAUUAAAGAGAGUGUUGAAGAUAAGCUGGAAUUGAGACGUAAACAGUUUCACGCUCUUCUCAGUAACAUCCAGGAACUGCAACAAACUUUGGAAAAUGAUGAGAAGUUUCCAGAGGUAGAAGCUCACAGAACAAGCGUGGAAGCAGAUCCUAAGCCAGGGACAAGCUAA